AUGGGCUUCAAAGUAAUCAUUGUUGGCGGCGGCCUGUCCGGUCUUGGCCUGGCCCACUGCCUGACCAAGGCGGAAAUUGAUUUUAUCGUUCUGGAGCGGAGUGACCUGCUUGUUCCGAAAGGUGGAGCCUCAAUGGCUCUCUGGCCAAACAACGUGAGGCUCCUGGACCAGCUCGGAUUGCUGAAGGGAGCCGAGGAGAUCGACUGCGGAAUUAAGUUCAAACAGAACGUGCGAAGAGAUGGGUCUGUACUGCAGAAGAGCAACAUGAUGGAGAGAGUCGGCGUCGCGCCGAAGCUGCAUGAGUAUCUCUACAACACCCUCCCAGAGCACGAAUCUCGCAUCUUGAGCAAUGUCGAGGUGACUGGGAUCGAAACCACUGCAGAUGGUGUCAAAGUCAGCUGCAAGGACGGCAGCGUCCAUGAAGGCUCCAUCGUUGUCGGCACAGAUGGCGUCAACAGCUCGGUCAGGAAACAUAUGGCCAAGAGUCAAGGGGAUGCAGAGCCAUUCACGACGUCUUACCGAGCGCUGUAUGGCUGCUCAAGUUGGACAAAAGGUCUCGAUUCUCAGACGUUGUACGAGAUGCACGGAGACAAGACCUCAAUUCAGGUCAUCCCUGGUCCCGAAAUGGCCAUGUUUGUUGUUUACGAGCGUCUGCCAACAACGAUCAAGGGCAGCAAACGCUACUCAGAGGACGAAAAAGCUGAAUUUGCAAAAUCAGUGGAGGAUAUAAGUGUUUCCGAGAAUGUCAAGUUCGGCGACAUCUGGUCUCAGACUUCAUGGUCUUACUUUUCCGGACUUGAGGAAGGCGUCGCGCCAAGUUGGUACGGCGAACGCACCGUGCUGAUUGGAGACACGGUGCACAAGAUGACACCCAACGUCGGUCUAGGACUCAACAGUGGAUGGCAGUCUGCUGCAGUUCUAACAAACGGCCUGCAUGAGCUGCUGACGAAAACCGCCGAACCGAGCAAUGAUGCGCUCACCCAGGUCUUCAAGGACUACCAGGGAAUAAGGAAGAAGAAUGCUUCAGAUAUGAAUGGGAUCUCAGGACUUUAUACGCGAGUAGUGGCGUGGGACAACCCGCUGUGGAAACUCGCGGACCAAUACAUCACCCCCUACAUUGGAGGUGACUGCGCUUUGCUCGACCUCCUCCUUAUUCCCCUGGUGGCCAAGCAAGGCAACACCCUUUCAUUUGCAGACGAGAACCACUACAAGGUUGGGAAGACGCCUUGGAAGAACGGUCAGACAAUAGCUCUGAAAGAUGUCAAGGUGGCAGCAUAA
Diaporthe amygdali is the source of this 1278-nucleotide messenger RNA. RefSeq lists its product as uncharacterized. The record is from RefSeq and is a predicted model, not a curated record. Lineage: Eukaryota; Fungi; Ascomycota; Sordariomycetes; Diaporthales; Diaporthaceae. Gene Ontology annotation, molecular function: FAD binding. Bases 1 to 1278 code for a protein of 425 amino acids. The transcript has 2 exons.